UACGGAAGAAGAACAUGUAAUCGAACUAGGACUUGUACUUGUCCUACAGAUGCCGGAGAUUCGCAAUGUGUUGGAGCAUCAAUUCAACAUAAAUCUGAGCAAUGUUGUCGAUUAAAAGAAGAAGAGUGUCCCCCUAAAGGUGACCCAGGGUAUGGAGGAAACCCUCUAACAUCUUGCUGUAUGGACGGGAAGUGGUACGUCCCUCUUGGCGGAGGAGAUUACACCGUUAGAGAAGUGUCUGAUGACAAACCAAUACCAAUGAAAUGUGAUCCUACCUUUAAUUUUACAAUAUCUAAUUAUAACAAUUGCCGUUGUUUGCCUCCAAGUGGAGACGAAGGUACGUGUGAAUGGACUGAGUGGGGUGAAUGGAAAUUCAGCUCAUGUAUGCAGUCAGAUAUCCAGGAAACUGAUGGUACAGUGGUUGGAUCAUGUCCUGAGUAUGGAAGAAGAACAUGUAAUCGAACUAGGACUUGUACUUGUUCCGUUAAUAUUGGAGAAAAACAAUGCAUCGG
Owenia fusiformis is the source of this 512-nucleotide messenger RNA. The record is from the annotation of a GenBank genome assembly. NCBI's taxonomy places the organism in Eukaryota, Metazoa, Annelida, Polychaeta, Sabellida, Oweniidae.